GAGUCUCUUUUCUGGCUACGCUACUGGUGUGCAAUGAAUCUAAAAUAUAUGAAAGUUUAAUUUUUAUCAUUACAUUAUGGAAAAUAAUGAACUUUUAUCACAAUAUGCUAAUUUUUUGAGAAGGACCUGUAUGUAGAUACCAAUGCAACAUGUUAGUGUUCUAAGAAUCUUCAAUCGUUUUUGCAUCAGCAUCCAGUCCUGUUGCAUAUGCAAAAUACUAUGUUUCGAAGACAAAGAGACGAAUGAGAUGUUCUUACAUAUAAAGAACUGACUUACAUAUAAAGAGGUGAAUCUCAUUAAAUCUAUAAAGAACAUUUCCAGGUUAUAUUUCACGCCAAACUUAAAGUAAUAAGAAAUUAUAUUUUUUAAAUCGUAAAACUAAAGUAAAUUAAGAUUAUUUGUCCCCCUUGAGACAUCCUAUGUUUAUGUGUCAUGAACGUACACACAAACAGAGAGAUCCAAUUUGCAGUGUUUUAUUUAGGAGAAUCCAAUAAUCAGACAAAGACUUGUGGGAAAUGUAGUGCCUGCAGUGGGGUGACUAUAUGGGGAAGUGAGACCACUAGUGGACACCCAGGGAUACACAGAUCAGACAUUGUGACACUGUGUGACUUUCCUCUUUCAGAAAAAUCCAAUCAAAAUUAUAUUAAAAAUUAUCCCUGCUCUUUCUGUAGGGGUAAGUGGGUGAUUGUUGUCAACUGUUCAGAAGACGUGAAAUAUGAUGGACGUAUCUGUAAUAAAACGUCCCAAUACUGCUUUGAGGGGUGAAUAAAGGCCCCCUGUAGUAAGUUAAAUAUCCACAUUUCAAAUGUAAUAAACUCUUUUUUUCUCAGUUCUGCUGACUGUGGGGAACCGUAGUUUAAAUAAAAAGUAAUUGUUUCAAUUUCAGUUCACUUUACUGUUAAGGAUUUAAAUGACAGGCUUUUUUUCAGAAGGACAUUAACUAUUUUGAAUUUUAUGUUGAGGAAUAAUGAUUAUUCAUCCGAAAAAUCCAUUGUGAGUGGUGAAUAUUGAAUGUAUGUAGUUCUAACUAAAUGUUUUAUAUGUAAAAUACUGUACAUCUGUUAGCACUGUUUGACAAUGUUUCCACAUUUAGAACACCUUCACAGCAUGUCUAUUACUGUACCUUAGUGAAAGCACUGCCUUAUUCUAUUCACUGCAGGGACCCUGUAAUAGCAUAUAGGUCAUAAGCUACGGGAAACUCAAUUAUUUUGUGCAGAGAAAGUGAAUAAAAUCUAAGCAGCCAUGGUUGGUGUCCUUCUCUUUGCAUAUAUCACAGUGAAUCUAUUCCUUAAAUGUCAAGGUCAAAAGAUUCAUCAAGCUAAGAUUUACAGUGAAAAUUCAGAAGUUCCAGAAGGUGGAAGACUGGAGGUUACUUGCAGCACAUUUGGCUUUACAGUAAAGGCAGUUUAUUCAUAUCUGUGUAAAAAUGGUAAAGCCAUUCUUAUGAAAAAAGGGACACCUCGACAAGACACCACCUUUAAAAUAGAGAGAAUAGAAAUUAACGCUUCAGGCAACUACAGCUGUGUGUUUUCAGAAGAGCAGUUGGAAAUAACCAAAGUGACAGGAUAUGGUCAAAAUUACAUCUUCAUAAAUGUGAUUGAAUCUUUAAUUUAUACACAGAUUACUUUACUUAAACCUGAGGUGCCAGUGGGAAGUGAUGCUGAGUUUAACUGUUCGACAUCCAAACCUUUACACAAAAACCAGUCCAAGAACAUGAUUUGGGCUUAUCUCAUCAAAAAUGGAACGCCUGUUGAAGUUAAUAUUUGGGACACAGAGAAGAUGAUGACAACAUUCACCCUCAGAGAUGUCAGGAUUGAAGAUGCUGGGACAUACAGUUGUGUUGUAUUCCUAAACAUACUCCCUUACCAUGGAAUGAGACUUCAUCAAAAUAUUACAGUCAAUCUUGAGAUUACUGUGACAUCUAAUAGCAUAACUGACAAAGUCAUAUUUGUCAUAAGGUACUCUAGCAUAGUUUUGCUCUUCAGUCUGUUGCUGGGAAUCUCGGCACUGAUCCGAAAACGAGGAUGCCUUAGAAUCAACAUUGAAAGAUCUUCGAAUAACGAGACAGAGCUCAGAGGAACAGAAAUUUUCUACGAAGGUAUUCAUUUAAUGAUUAUUAUUUCUUGUUGGAUUAUUUCUUAUGGAAAACAGAAGGUUUGGGUAUGCUGUCACUAUACAUAACAACUGAGCUCAUGGAUUUCUAUUAACUCUAUUAACUUGUUUAUUAACUUUCAUACAUUGCAAAGUUAGCCUGAUCUCAUGAGAAAAUCUGACAAUUUUAUAUGUUAAUGCUGUGUAAUUAUUGAAGCAAUCUUACAGUAUUGUAAAACACAGUAAUAUAUAUACAGAAAUUUAGUCAUUUUGUGAUGUGCAGUUACAGUGAAUAACCUCAUCUGCAUAACACAAAUGUCUUUUAUUUUUACAGAUGAAUAGUAUAAUGACGUUGGAAGCAUUACAGUAUGAUUAAAUUAUGCUGUUGCAACUUCGUAGUGUUAUCUUUGCUUUUGCUAUUUUACAACUGUUGCUUUUUGUGGCCUUUUUAAGUUUCUGUUUUAAUCUCUUUGUAAUCUGUUUAUUGUCAUUUUUUUAUGAGACUGAACUACUGACUAAUUGUUGAUUAUCACUUUAGUCACUGUGCACAAUUUUUUUUUUCAUGUAAACAUUGCUGUAAAUUAUCUUUCAAGACUGGACAUUCAUUACAACUCAUUCAUACCAAAAUACAUUAUGAAUAUUGUUAAUGUAACAAAUUUUUGAAUACAAACUGAUGUUGUUGUUUUUUUUCUCUAAAUCUAAAGUGUGUUAUUGUUUUCACAAAUGUAC
This is a messenger RNA of Carassius gibelio (silver crucian carp), 2820 nucleotides long. RefSeq lists its product as uncharacterized. The record is from RefSeq and is a predicted model, not a curated record. Lineage: Eukaryota; Metazoa; Chordata; Actinopteri; Cypriniformes; Cyprinidae. The transcript is spliced from 7 exons. The coding region runs from base 1243 to 2181 and encodes 312 amino acids.